Messenger RNA from Biomphalaria glabrata, 2303 nucleotides. RefSeq lists its product as uncharacterized. NCBI's taxonomy places the organism in Eukaryota, Metazoa, Mollusca, Gastropoda, Planorbidae. Gene Ontology annotation, biological process: SCF-dependent proteasomal ubiquitin-dependent protein catabolic process; positive regulation of protein ubiquitination. The coding region runs from base 224 to 1579 and encodes 451 amino acids. The transcript is spliced from 4 exons. The record is from RefSeq and is a predicted model, not a curated record. Gene Ontology annotation, molecular function: protein binding. Gene Ontology annotation, cellular component: SCF ubiquitin ligase complex.
UAUUUUUUCUUUGUGUAGACGUAAGACACGCAGCCAUCUAGUUGUCGUCAACAUGGAUGACUUGUGUACAUCUCACUAAAGUGUUGGUGUUGAUCUGUUCGAGCUGAGCGUCUCUUUUAGGCUACUGCUCAUUAACAUUUGUACAACUAAGUAUACUAUUAUUUUAAUCCUAUGACUGCCAUGGGCGUGUAGCGUAUAUAGUAAAUUGAAGGUGAAUAGAAAUAUGGAACGUAAAAGAAGAAGAUCCUCCCAUGUGACCCAACCAACAACCAAUGAGAAGAAAGCUGCUGAUAUGCAGGCAGGUGAUGAAGCAUCUAUCUCGUGUCUUCCGCUGGAAAUACUUGAACAUAUUUUUAGCUUCCUGCUUAGAAAUGAUCGUCUACAGGCCAUGUCUGUGUGCUCAACCUGGAAGUCUUUAAUCUUGAAAAGUUCACGUCUCUGGCGUAGCCAGACAUACGUUUUUAAUUGCACUCUGCCCAUCACCCCAAAGAAGAAAGCGGACCUGCUGUUUUGUGUACAACAUUUCGGGCCCCAUAUGCAGACACUGUCAAUUAAGUGCCGACAUCCAUGCUUGUACAUUUGCCAGAAAAUGGCCCAUCGAUUCAGUCUGUUUCUCAAUGGUUUAAAAGCACAAGCAAUAACCUCGUUUAAAGUUUCAAAUCUAGGAUUGGGAUUCACCAGAACGCCAGCGCUUAAAAAUGUAAGCAGUACAUUGGCUCAAAUGUUCGCCAGGCAACGUUUGAAGGUCUUUGAGAUGCCGAAAGCCUGCUGGCCAGCCGUCGAUGGUCACACAGUUCUGGACACAGUCUUUCAAACGUCGAGAAACACUCUAGAAACAUUAAACAUUAAUGAAUAUUUUUUCGAUCGUAGACUGGUACAUAUUGACCAGGAUUGGUUUUCAUCGUCAUUGACGUCAUUGACAAAGUUAACCAAGUUAUCUAUCAACCUUUCCUACUUGACCGAUGAACUUGUUAUCUCCCUUGCUCGGGCCAGAAGGGGAGAGCUCGCGUAUCUCUCUCUGUGGGUGAAAUUACAUUUUUCGUAUACAGCCCCCGUAAUACACGACAGCUGGAUAUACCUGACUAAAGCAUGUCCCGAUAUGGAAGUUGAAUUCAAGAUAGAGAGUUGGAGUUCCAAACCGUCUGAGUUAAUUCCUGCCAUUUUGGAUUCGACACUUCCUGUGCGCAGACUAAAAUUACAGAUUAGUCAUUCGUUUGGUCCUCUUCCAAGGCCUGCAUAUCAGAUGGAGAUCGUGUUGGAUCAUGUAACAAAAUAUUACGGGGAACGGCUAGAGAGUUUUAAGCUCAAGUUUAACAUCGAAGAAUUCAUUGAUCAGUCCUUGCUCAUGUUAGUCAGAGACUGUCCACGCCUAAUCAAAGUUAAGAUUACAGCGGCCUACCGCUCUAGUAGGACCGCCAGAACAGUCGACAAGAUAGUCACAGAAAGACGUCAGUCACAUCUCAAUAACAAGAGUCCACCUAACAAAAAGGUCUGCACAGACAAAAACUCUGUAGACAACACAUCUCGACUUGAGGACCCCAUGGAAGGACCGUCUGGCCUAAAGGGAGCGUCUCAAUAGUAGACCGAAGGCGUGAUCUCAUUUUAUCAUAUAGUUUGCAUGUGCAUGAUUGGAAAAAAUUUAUGACAAGUUGGCCAAUGUAACUUCGAAUGCUCAGAGUAAUUGGAUACAUAUAAAUAUAAAUAAUAAUUAACAUUUUUGAUAAAUUCAUUACAUACACUAUUGGUACUCUACCGACGGAGUUUAUAAUAAAAAAAGUAUCGACUUGAAUAGAGUUAAGUCUAUCUAUAUUAUGUAUAAUACUGUACAACUAAGAUUUUUUGUUUACAAAACUUAUCCCAAUUUAUUGCUUCUGUCUGAAUGGAAACCUUACAUGUUAUUUCUCCUGUUUCCGAUUCUGGGAUCAAGUUGAAACUUUGCAAAAUUAUUCAUUGUUGAUGACAAGACAUGAAUCAAUCAAAUAAUUAAUCAAUUAUUUAAUCAAGUAGUCGUAAUUAUGAUAUUGUUUUCACAUAGAAUAUGUAGUAAGCUAAGAGGAGAUAAGCCUUGCGUAGAGAAUCAGGAUGUUCACUAAAAACAACAUUCUAUUUUUAUAAGUAGUUGAAAAGCUCAGAGGCUAACAUGUAGCUUUUGAAAAGGCAGCACGGAAUCCUUCUUCCAUGUACUAUCUCCCCCCUCCUCAACUGGUGAUUAGGUCAUAGCACACAGAGCAUGCAUGAGCAUAAAAAGUGAGAGAUAUACAAAGUUUUAAAAUAAAUAUUUCCAAGUGCACACACGCAUUAUU